Molecule: messenger RNA, 408 nt
Organism: Parascedosporium putredinis
Lineage: Eukaryota; Fungi; Ascomycota; Sordariomycetes; Microascales; Microascaceae
Source: the annotation of a GenBank genome assembly
AUGGAUCAUUUGUUCACAAACCUGGCGCCCUGUGUGGAUUCAAGUGUCCAAACCCAAGAAGAAGAAGAAGUCAAAGACAAGGACAAGGCCGAUCUCGAAAAGGCCCUGUCGGAUAGCGCAGCCGGCGAGGACAGCUCGUCCGCUCUCGUCACGAAGAAGAGUAGGAAGGGCGACCGAGACAGCGCCGACGACGACAGAGACGACGAGCGCGCCGUACACGUCACCCACAAGACCGAGGCGCAGCGAAAGCUCGACGAAGUCAGGAGGAAGAGGUUCCUCGAAAUGGCGGAGAAUCCAGAGUCGAGGCCAGAGCUCCUCAAGACCCACAAAGAAAGGGUCGAGGAGCUCAACAGCUUCCUUUCCAAGCUCUCCGAGCACAAUGACAUGCCCAAAAUUGGUCCCGGUUAA